Molecule: messenger RNA, 5766 nt
Organism: Penicillium argentinense
Lineage: Eukaryota; Fungi; Ascomycota; Eurotiomycetes; Eurotiales; Aspergillaceae
Product: putative Rho guanyl nucleotide exchange factor
Exons: 2
Coding region: 1-5766 (1921 amino acids)
Molecular function (GO): guanyl-nucleotide exchange factor activity
Source: RefSeq, a predicted model, not a curated record
AUGUCUGGCCAUGGUUCUGAACAGUCCUUUGGCGCCCGGAAUUCACAGCCGCCUCCGUUUGGGCGACAAUCGUCCGCCCCGGUCUUCAGCCAAUCCUCGGACGCUGUGUCGAGCUCCUCGCCAUAUGAGGUCUCACCGAUCACUCCUUUCUCUCCCGCUGCGCCGGUCUCGUCCUCCACGUAUUCUCCUUCCCAUCGAUCAGGCCUCGAUUGGCAGACCCGCGAGGCCACCGCAAAUCACCUACUCUCGAGCGGUCAAGCUCUCCCGGAGGAGCGGACCGGCCACCACUCUCCCGAUCCCGACGACUUCUAUCGCCAGCGUGACGAGUUGACAACAGAUUCUCCCCAUGUGACGGGCAAUUUGGGCAAUGCAAGCACGGGCGUCAGUGACGGUAUGGCACCGGCCUAUGGCGACCUGAAUGAUCGGGUGUCCCCACUGCCGGCAAACGCCCUGGAGUCCUCGCGCCAGCGACCAGCACGGCCAGAGUAUCGUUCGGUAUCUGAUUCGCCCACUGUAGGAAUAUCAUUGUUGGGAUCCAAGGGAGCCUCUGCCGCAGCUCCGUCCUUCAAGACACGACAAACCCGACAAUCUUCUUUCAAGGACCUGGUCAACAAAUUCAACAACACCUCAGACCAAGUCCUCCCCUUCCCCUCUGUAUCGCGAACUACUUCACGAACCGCCAGUCCGUCCGGUAGUGCCGACGGCUCAGAACGUUCUCGCUCUCGCGCCUUUUCACGACGCCUUGACCCCAUCGAAUCACCUCCCCACACGCCUCCCCGCAUAUCGACCACGAGCAAUCCCCGACAGCAAGUCGAUUCCACGCCUGCCUCACCGGAGGCAGUGACAUUUGCGUCGGCUUCCCAGAACGCAACAGACACAACGGACGCUGUCCCUCCUCCCCUGUUCCAGCGGAUUCCAAGAUUGCAUCCUCGGCGACCAUUGUUUGGAGAGCUGUUGUCAGUGGAUACGCAAUUGAACAAUCUGGGAUUUAGCUUGCCGGCGCACUUAAAACGUCGCGGCUCCGACGGCAGUCUUCCAAGUCCGAACCCUGCCUUCGUUGAUCAGUCCAAUCCACCAUCCGCACGAUCUCCUCUCACGCCCACUGCGUGGUACCUCGGACAGGCGCCGUCUCUCGAGGCCGUCCAACCGAAGACAAGUAAGACCAGCAGCCAUCGCAGGGUGCGAAGUGACUUGGAAAAAGGUGCGCCGCGCGAACCCCUUGCGGACCCGUGGGAGCCCGAAAUGGCAGUACGAGCGCCCUUGCAGCGGGCGAAGGAUGGCUCAGCAUCGCCUGGAAGCCCUCAUUCCCCGUCCCGCAUUCCUGUCUCCUCGCUCCGCCUCAGCACUGGUUCCGGUCCCAGUAGCCCGACCUCCAAUCCGACCUUUAGCUGCCGAUCGACCGGCAUUCCUCUCGCUCCCAAGGGCACCAGUCGGCUUCCAAAACCGUCGUCUAAAGAUAGCCCGCCCCGCACGACGGCCGAUGGACCCGCUUCGUUUGCGAUGACGGCGCGUGGUCGGCGGGACUUGACGAUUGCCCGAACCCGUAACCAGGCUCAGGUACCCGGACGGAAUCAGCGCCUGCAGGCCUACAUUGCUGCACCACCCCCGAAGAAAUCACCUCCAUUGCGCAGCUCUCGUCCUCGACAGCCUGUUUCACAUGGUGCACCGCCUUCUCCAAGUUCCAAAGUCGGCGAUCGAGUCUCGAGUUUCCAAAGAGCUUCAGAACGUGACACCGAGGCACGAAAUCCCAGCAAUCGACCCCCUCGCCGCUUGCCAGAACUAGGUAACGUCGAUUUUGCGACACGGCGACAGCAAAUUCAACAGGCUAUCAACCGUACAGUUCAAGAAAAUGAGCGGAGAGAGCAAGCUGCAACAGAACUUCGACAUCGCUCCCGAAAGCCAGAAGAACUUCGCGGAGAAGUCCAGUCUCCCCCCGAUGACGAAGCAACAACGCCCAGUACUGCGAUAACCAGUACGUCGGUACCAUCAAAAAUGGCGGCGGCCGUCACAGAGGCGAAUGCGUCUCCACAGGUUUCCGACAAGGAGCUUCAUACGGUUCCGCAGCUGCAUCUGAAUACGGCAAUCUCAAUUCCCGAACAACAUGAACCCCAUACAGCAAUGGACUCUCCGACGUUGGGUGUGCCAGACAACCUCGUUCGAGCAACACCAGCAACUGGAUCGCAGCCUCACGACAACGAUACCCCCAAUUCUGCAGCCACUUCAGACUCCACCGGCACCCAUGUUACGACCUUCGAUCCGGAGCCGCAGUCGGGAUUGUUGGAGCGAAAGCCGAGCCUCUCCCAUCAGACCCUUCUGAACCAGAUCAUGCAAAUCCGCGAAGCUAGCUCUGGAAGUGACACGUGCGACGAACCUGAUUGCAGUAUGUCUGAAGCGGAGGCCGACGACAAAGAGUCGAUUCAGAUCAUGCUUGGCAACACCCACGCCGAGGAUGCGGCAUUGACAUUGCGCCAGGCUGCCCAAGUCCCAAAGCAUCCCGAGGCCAGGUGGAGCAUGAGUUCGUGGUCAUCGUCUCUGCGCAAUCAGCCUUCUACCUGCGGCGAGAGCGGCGAAGAUAGUGUCUUACAGUCUGCUAUCCUCGACCAUGAACCGGAAUCGGCGACUCAAUCUUGCUCUGCGAUGUCUAGCCCAGCGUCGGAUAUUGCUGGUGACUACCCAGUUCAGGAUAUCGGCGUCACGGGUCCAGAGACACUCGAGGCAUCGCAAAACCAACCAAGCCAUGCGUUCUCUACACCACCAAGCCUCGCUCGCCUGGGCCGAUGGGACUCGCGCCGAGCUACCCAGCUUUAUUUGCAGGGGUUGACAAUGAGUCGCAAUAAUACCGUCCAAUUGCCGGUACAACGUACGCUAGAGGCACAUCGGCCUUAUCGACCAGAGCUUCGUGCUGACGGUCGCGUCAACUCUCUGACCGAAGACCCUGUUGUCAUCCCUGGGUACCAGGAAGUUCCUAUUACCGAGCAAGCUUCUCACGCAGCAAGCUUGAGGGGCCCAGAGGAUUGGGAGCAUGCCUCUCCGUCAAUCCUGGAUUGGAUGCAUAUCGCAGCAGAGCAUGAGGCGGUUACCCCUGCUACUGAAGACCUGGGUUUUUCACCCGGCAGUAUGCCGACGCCUCGUAUGGGGCAUACUUCUCAAAUAACUGAGACUGGCGACGCCAAAUCCGGACUGGACUUGUCGCUACAUACUCAUCCUGAGGAAAGUUCUGGGCCAGCGGAACUGUCUGCUGAACCAGCGAAGACUCUCCAUUCAUCGCAGGGGAAUCAGAUCCAUCAUUAUCAUGCGCCAAAUGUGCCGGCAUUGCAGACUACAGAAAGCACUGGAAGCAGUGAAGGUUCUUCCUUGCGCCGUCUGGAGUCCACCCAGUCCCCACACGCCGCCGCUUCUUCGGUCACGUCGCUUGCGCCGUCCGAUCACCGAACCCGACUGGAACCCCGGAAGUCACCCUCGCCUGAACAGAAACGUCUUAAGAAGCGCCGCCAUAUCAUUAAAGAACUGGUUGAUACGGAAUACACCUUCGGACGAGAUAUGAAAGUCGUCGACGAUAUCUACAAGGGGACCGCCGAAUCGUGCUCGGAUCUCACCAAGGACGACAUCAAAAUUCUGUUCGGAAACUCUGAUCAAGUGGUACACUUUUCUUUCGCCUUCCAAGACACCCUGAAGAAGGCCACCCGCAGCAUUUACGUCAUGCCCAAGUCCCAGCGUUGGAGCAGCAAGCGAAGUGCGCAGGACAGUCGCCCCAGUUCCUCUGGAGGUGACGAACUGGCUGCCGCAGAUGUGAGCAAAUCGGAUCUUGAAAAUGAUCGCUCUACCUGCGUGGGCGACGCAUUCAUCAAGCAUAUUGCACACAUGGAAAAGGUGCACGCUACGAACUUGAAGACCCGUGAUGCUGCCAACAAAAAGCUCGAAACCCUCCAGCAGCGGCAGAAUGUCAAUAUCUGGCUCACCGAGUGCCGUUCAUGGGCAGAGGAUCUAACAGAAGCCUGGGAUCUGGGAUCGCUGCUCGUGAAGCCUUUCCAGCGAGUGCUGAAGUAUCCUCUUCUCCUCACCGCGCUCCUGGAGGCAACUCCAACCGAUCAUCCCGACCAUGCCAACCUUUCUAUUGCACUACAGAAGACCAAUGAAAUGACAGAACGACUCAAUAAGUUGAAAGGCCGCGUGGAAACUUUCGAUCAGUCACUUGGCCGUGGCCGCAAGGAGUCCGACGUACGCGCAAACCUCUCCAAGGCCUUCGGUCGUCGCACGGAGAAGUUGCGCCAACAGGUUGGCCUUUCUGAAAUGGUCGAAGAUAAGGCAUACGAUGAAGUAUCCAAUCUUUUUGGUGAAAAUUACAUGCAACUGCAAGUGAUUGUCCGCGACUUUACCGAGUAUACGACGCGAACUGAAGCCUUUGCCGAACAACUGCUUGAAUUCGUGCUGGCGUUCGACGGAAUGCUCGAUGUUUCCACGUCGAGCUAUCCUGAACAAGAGAGCAAGUGGCAUCAAUUCAAGACGACGGUGGUGGAAAUUCGUCAAGUGGCCCUCCCUGAACAUGUUCGUGAACCUCGCUAUCUCCCAGACUUUCUUUUCAAAAUUAAAACAAAGCUUGAGACUGUCCAAACAGCCGCCGUCGAACCUAUCAACCAACUUCUCCAGCUACAUGUCAAGCCGGCCAGAGCUAUGAAGCGACGUGAGAAGCGUCUUCUUGACCACGCUCGCUACCAGGUUGCCAUGGAGCGUGGAGACACUCCUGACAAGAAACUCAAGGAACAGGAAGCCCAUUUCGAGGCUCUCGACCAGACCUUGAAAGAGGAGCUGCCCCAGCUCUAUGAACUGUCACGAAAACUCGCUCAGGCUUGCCUGAGGAACUUCAUAGAAGCAAAAACAGACUGGCUUAGUGCGUUGCAAAAGAAGAUCGAGCCUCACGUCCAGGGAUUCCCGCCUGAUUUCCAGAAGAUCCUUGGUGAUUUCGGCGGGGAGCACAGCCUCGCGGAGUCCCAGAUUCUCUCAUUAGGCAUGUGUAACGGCUCCCUGUUGGCCGAAACCGUCAAUCUGGUUAAUUUCAAUACUCCGAGCACUAAUGUCCAUUCUUCCCGCCGUCCGUCGACUGUGAGCAGUCGCUCGAACCCUCGCCCUGGAUCCAUGGCGGAGGAUUCGCCCAAGGUGUCUCAUGACUACGGCGUUGGCCAGCUUUUCCAAUCUCCUCAUGUCGACAGCCAGUCUACCUUCAGCCGCACUCGUGCCAAUUCAUCCUUCUCCGGUCGAGUGCCCGCGCCGGAGACCCCAGACACCAGUCGCAGUCAGAUUCUGCAACAAGUGACCCAUGGUUCUGCGCCCAACACUCAAGCGAACAAGCGGACUGAUACCGAGCCUUUCCCCAGCCUCCCCAGACUCAGCCUGGAUACGCCUUUCCUUUCGGAAGUGAUUAACGCAUCGUCGUCCACUGAAAACAGCCUCCCCACCUCCCCUGGUGGCCGUUAUUCGGGCUUCUUCUCGUCGGCUAUGCCAAUGUCCGAUACCCCUAAUGAGGACAGUCGUGCCAGCGGAGAUCACCCCGUUGAACCUCGUGUCCUGUUCCUCGCAGCCAGCGUGGAGCAGUUUACUUUCGAAGGGGCUCGAGGUGAAGCAGGGUACCCGUACCUGACUUACGAGUCAGGCGAUGUUUUCGAUGUUAUCGGCGAAAAAGGUGAACUUUGGCUUGCUCGCAACCAAGACGACCCUACCCACCAGAUCGGAUGGAUCUGGAACAAGCAUUUCUCGAAAGUGGGCGCGUAA